CAUGCUUCUUCAAAUAAAGAAGCUUCCCACGCCUGAGGACGGGGGCAAGCUUCCUUGAAGAAGCGCUCGCACUAAUCAUUUGGUUCCUAGACGUUUAGACAAAGUAUGCAUUCUACUUGGGUGACUUGCGCAAUCAUCUAGAGUGGGCCAAAGUGUUACCUGUAGUCUUGGCAUUUUAUCUAAUUAGCAGGAAAGACAUCCUCUUGCGAGCUCCAAAAUACUGUCUACAGACUCUACAGACACAGUUAGACACACAUACACUUGUGUGUUCAUCUAUCAUUCAGACUUGUUGCUCGCAUUCACAGAUUGGCUGCCCUUGACGUGUUAGAAGCACAGUUGGAAUUCUGUUUGCCAGAUGAAGCCCUAUUUGAUUCGAGUUGUCAACAGGCUUUGCCACAAGCCACAAGUAUCCAAUUUGGUGGCCUCAGCCAUUUGUGCUCCAGCAACCCAAGCCAGCGCUUUGUCAUUCAAUAUGGUCAAGCAAGGCAGUUGCGCCAAGACUCUGGAUGCAUUGGGCAUUGAGCCGCCGAACCGGAAGCUCUUGUCGGCCGCGCUGCGGAAGGCCGCAGAGAACACGGCGAACGUCCAGUUCGUGGAGGUGCGCUCUGAGAUGAUGAUCAAACGAGAACAUGCUGCGAGCCAGGGUCGUCAGCGGUGAGGCAGGCGAUUGCCACUGGAGGAUUUCAGCCGAAGCGGAAGUGACGACCAUACCACUGGUCACUGGAGGUGUUAGCUAUGGCCGUCAGGAUCCCGGCAGAGACUCUUCGUGAGACCUUCGCGACUAUUACUUCUUUCCUCCAACCGAUCUAGCGCCCAGCGUGUCGUAGAAUGUCGUAGAUACAAUCAAAACAGCAUUCCAUUCAGGAGAAGCAAUAUCGGUA
Molecule: messenger RNA, 881 nt
Organism: Durusdinium trenchii
Lineage: Eukaryota; Dinophyceae; Suessiales; Symbiodiniaceae
Source: the annotation of a GenBank genome assembly